Cutaneotrichosporon cavernicola is the source of this 369-nucleotide messenger RNA. RefSeq lists its product as uncharacterized. The coding region runs from base 1 to 369 and encodes 122 amino acids. NCBI's taxonomy places the organism in Eukaryota, Fungi, Basidiomycota, Tremellomycetes, Trichosporonales, Trichosporonaceae. The record is from RefSeq and is a predicted model, not a curated record. The transcript is spliced from 4 exons.
AUGACAGACUCCAACACUUCGUCAACCCUCUCAACCAACUCCCCAGUCAAGGUCCAGCCGCUACGUGACCCCGCUCGUGCAGCCAUGGUCGUUGGCCAGAAGGCGCCGUUAGGCUCUAGUAAUCCCAACCAGGUAGUGCCGGGCCAGACGGUCGACCAUUCCAUUCCAGGCGCCAUGCUCGGCCAGAAGGCGUUGCUCGCCAAGAAGUUUGCCAGUGCCAAGGGUAGUACAAUUAGCCCGACGGACGCGCUACAGUCGCCGUGUACUGCCAAGAUUGCUAGUGCGAAGCAGCGCCGCUUCGCCAAGGUCAAGGUUGCCGGGCUGCGCCUAGUCAGCGACGAGAACAAGAACACCACAGACAAGGCAUGA